GCUUGUACGGCAUGCACGGUGCAUGUCAAUGCAUAUAUAUGCACGAUUGUCCACCCGAUUGUCCUGCCUUGUAUUUGCAAAGUUGUAUGCCGUCUCGAUCUCCGUCGCCACCACUUCAAUUACUUGGACAGCUAUCAAGGGAAGCCGAAGGGAACAACAACGAAAAUGUCGGAAACAAUGGUCAACAUCGUUGUUGGCAACAUCACUAUGGUUGAUCCUGAAGUUUACAGAUACUGGUUGGAUGGUUAUUCUGCUUAUGAAGCAGCCAGGAGGAGACACCAGAAGGUCAAUCGCGAGAAACCAGGCUACUCCUUUGAGAUCAUCAAGAACGAUACAGACGACAACUACAGGGCCUUCAUAGCCAUGGAGAAGCACCUACAGAAUCCACUAUCUCUUGCCAAUCAACCGUUAUUUCAACUUCCUCCAGACAUGCAAGGGUUCCUUAUAGAAAAUUUCUAUGAAUUAGAUUCCUCGGUUGCGAGGGAAAUCCUUGGUAAGAAACUCUCUAGCAGGCACAGGAAGGACUUAGAUGAGAUCAGAGACAAGACCAAUGUUGCUCUUAGAAGCUGCAGGAGACAGUAUGAUAAUUUCAAAAGAGUUUUCAAGACGGUUGAGGAUAUGGAAGGCCCUAUGGUGAAGAACAUCCAAAAUCAUUUUCUCCUCUCGCAAGAGCUAGCCAAGAAGUACGCUGCCAUCGUAUUCUUUGCCAACAAUCGGUUUGAGACUGGUAAGAAGCGUGUUCAGUACCUGACCUUCAACGACCUAGCCUACUGUGCUGAUGAAAUGAUCAGCAGUUGGACUGCUGGUUCUGUGGAUUCCAGAAAAGAAGACUUAGAUGCAGAUUUUGACCGGGAAUUUCUUCAGAUGCUGAGAGAACUCAAGUUUCUAGCGUAUGAUAAAGAUGCAAGUGACCAACAUAGAACAUUGCUGAGCAACUCCAUCAAAGGAAAGAUCACAGAUCGGGCCUAUUCGGAUAUCGAAGGGGAUUUCAAGACUGUUUCUCGGGCCAUCAUCAGCAUUGCUUGUGGAAUGAUACACUCAAAAGAACUCAGGGACUUCUUCAAUGAUGUCAUAGAGAAGAUUGUUGAGCCAUGUAGACAGUCGUUCUGGACGGCGGAUGAUAUGAGCAAGUUUCUCACCGUGUAUACCAGCAGUAGUUACCAAGUUGAAGCAAUGGGCAGACAUCCACGGCUACAUUCCAUCCUGGAGCGUUACAUGUCAACCCUCAGGAAGUGUGUCAUUAGGAUGUAUCACAGCUGAUUGCUGCUCAAAGACACUUUGUGUGCAAGAGACUUCUGAGAAAUACUAUAUAUAUAUAUAUAGCAAACCCGUGAGGUGUGCUUAUAAGCAUAUCCAGACUGAUAUGCGGAAACAAGACCUAGGAUUGUUGGAAGAGCUCUUUACAAUGAGUCAUGCAGUUUUUAGUUCUCAUAUCUCUAGAAACUACUUAGAAAUACUGUAUGAAAGCGAACCCAUGGAGGUGUGCAGGUACAAUGUUGAACGUAAAAUCCAGACUGAUACGAGUAUGCGGAAACAAGACCUUGGAUUGGUGGACAAGGUUUUUCCGAUGUUUCAUGUGGUCAUACGUGACCUUGCAUCUCAAUUUUGAGAGCUUAAAUCCCCUUAUUAUCAAGUAUUACGAAUUGCUUGGUGCAAAGUGGAUUGAAUCAUUCAGUGUUGAGGAUGUUAACAUGGACAAUACACUGGGUGUUUCCUUUAUAUGGUGGAAUCUCUACUUUUGGGACCUUCUUUCUAAAGGGGGAUGUUGACAAUUUAUUUUACGUCAGGGUUGAUGAUAGAAGAUGCAUUGAAUUGGGCUUAGUGGAAAGCGAGGUAGACUGCUAGUGUCGCAAAUUCAAACUCAAAUGUUGGGCAAGACUUGAAAUUAAAUUCAAAUAAGGUCAAAUAAAUUCGCACAGCAGAUUUGUUGAACAAAACAUGGAGGCCCCCCCUGGCCUUUUAGUUUUAAACUAUCUUUCUCUUUUGAGUAGUGGUACGAUUGACUCCGCUUUAUCUUUAAGCACUUUUGUGACUGAAUAUUCAUACAGUUCCAUAUCAAACAUGAGUGCAUAUUCAGUUCAAUUUACCAAAGAGCCUUAAGGUUGAAGGUUUUUCUACUUGAAGAGGUCAGUUGCUGAUUGCUCUAUAAAAGCUUAUCGUAAGUGGUGAUAUCACACAGUAUUUUUUCAAACCGAAAUGAUAUUUGUAUAGUAUUAUUAGUAAUGAUAAAAUUGAAACGUACUUUAUUGAAAAGUACAGAAACAAAAACAUGAGUCAUGCAACUUUACUAACAGAGAUGUGAUUGUCCUAACACGUGUUCAUUCAGAGAAAAUUUAUGAAUAGUGCAAUAUUUGUUAAUCUUGUCGAUGUAUCAUAUUCUCAAAACCAUCGUAAGUUAUGGUUUAGUCCAUGUAAAUAUAUUUUGAUGUCAUGUUCUCAGAGAACAUUUGAACAUAAUUUGGGCAUUUCCAUGAAGUAUGUACCCCUGACCCCCUAUAUUUGCGACCUUUCUGAAAUAAUUUGUCUGUCUUGUGGUUAAUAUGAAAGGUUCUUAUGCGCUAAUUUAUCAUGGCUUGAGCAGUUCGUAAAGGAAAAUGAAAAAAAAAAUGGGGCUGGACAUUGACAAAAGUUAAUUUUAUGGAAUUGACUGUCGAUUUCUGAAUGGCAUUAUUUAAAAUAAAACAAAAAAGAGACAAUUCCAUAAUAUGCUUUGUCUGAUGUAGAAGUUCUAUAACUUGAUUUCAGCAAUUAUCACUUGACUGCUAGCAGCUGAGGAUGUUCUAAGCAGUCUGUGUGACAAAGCAACGUUCAGGCGAGGCUUUAUUAGUUAGCACUGUAUUUUCAGUGGAAGGUUAUGGGAGCCGGCAGGGAUGGGAAUGGUGCUAAAUGUACAGUGAUGGAAGAAGAUGGAAAGUUUCUGUGAUCACAGACAAGUGAGUCUAUUCAAACACACAGAAAUAUAGGUUAUAACAAUGACUUUCCAUGAAGUACUGUAUGUCGUACUACAGUAUAGAUCUGGGGCCCCGUUUCAUAAAGGACUUGCAACUGUUGUAACUUUGCCAUUAUGGCAACUACCAUGGAAACCUUGAUUCUGAUUGGCUGCUGAGCCCUGUUACCAUGGUAGUUGCCAUUAUGGCAAAGUUACAACAGUUGCAAGUCCUUUAUGAAACGGGCCCCUGUAGAUUAGAUGGUGUGAAGUCCCCCAAAACAAUUUUGUUACCCAUUUCUAUGCUCAUGUACAUUGUAUUGUUUUGCAAAUUGUUCAUAGAACCAUAUUGUAUUCAAGUAUGGAAUGUGCUCUUCUGAUUAAAUUGAAAGCGCAGUAUUUCAA
Messenger RNA from Lytechinus pictus (painted urchin), 3331 nucleotides. RefSeq names its product acidic fibroblast growth factor intracellular-binding protein B-like. Gene Ontology annotation, cellular component: nucleus. NCBI's taxonomy places the organism in Eukaryota, Metazoa, Echinodermata, Echinoidea, Temnopleuroida, Toxopneustidae. The record is from RefSeq and is a predicted model, not a curated record. The transcript is spliced from 10 exons. The coding region runs from base 166 to 1260 and encodes 364 amino acids.